Ogataea angusta is the source of this 618-nucleotide messenger RNA. RefSeq lists its product as uncharacterized. NCBI's taxonomy places the organism in Eukaryota, Fungi, Ascomycota, Pichiomycetes, Pichiales, Pichiaceae. The transcript has a single exon. Gene Ontology annotation, cellular component: peroxisomal membrane. Bases 1 to 618 code for a protein of 205 amino acids. The record is from RefSeq and is a predicted model, not a curated record.
AUGGAUUAUAUCGACACUGUUUUGUCAGCCUCUAAGAAUGCCGUCAUAUAUGGCUACAGAGUGCGCUUCAUACACAGCAUAGCGGUACAGAUGGGAUCAAUGGACAGACGAAGACGACUGAUGGAUCAGAUAGUCGAAAAAGUGAUAAGGUCGAUACGAUUGGGGCUCGACCACGGCAAGCUUUUGGCCCUAUUUGCCUUAAUCUACAGCUCGGUGCAAUUGUCGCUGAACCAGAUAGCACCGAAAAGAACGAUCAACCAUUUUAUUGGGGGAUUUCUCGGGGGCAUAUUGGUCUAUGGGGGCGUUCUGAACAUGCACUUCAAGAAGUUUGUGAACGAAGCAAUAGCAACACAGAUCACGAUGUAUUGUCUGUCGCGAGUUGUUCUGGCACUGGGUAAAUGGCUCUCUGUUAAACUUCACCGUAGGACAAGGCUACGCCGUGCUCAGAUUGAGAAAGUCGGUUGGAGAACAACUAGUGGCCUGGUCUGGGGACUGCUCAUGGUUUUCUACAAUGUGGAUAAAGACCUGUAUCUUCAACGGGCAUUGAGGCAUAGUUUGGAUUUCCAGUUUGGUGGUACUUGGUACAGCUGGCUCGAAGCGUUCAAUUAUGCGCGCUAG